Molecule: messenger RNA, 2621 nt
Organism: Triplophysa dalaica
Lineage: Eukaryota; Metazoa; Chordata; Actinopteri; Cypriniformes; Nemacheilidae
Gene: znf488
Product: PR domain containing 8
Exons: 4
Coding region: 144-1682 (512 amino acids)
Biological process (GO): regulation of DNA-templated transcription
Cellular component (GO): nucleus
Molecular function (GO): protein binding
Source: RefSeq, a predicted model, not a curated record
GAGUGCGCAGCGCAAAAGACAGUUAAGAGACUGUCAGGAUCAAGAGACGGUCGUUAUCGCGCACUCCCUGUGAAUACUUGCACAGACAUCUUGGACUGUGUACCUGCUCUGGAAUAUUCGCAUCCCUUGGCCAAGAAAUAAACAUGGAGCACAAUUUUAUUCCCCGCUCCUUGUGGACUAAUGACAGCAAAUUUCUCCAUCACCACGUCGCAGAUUUCUUCUCCAGUGUCCAAGUUACACAGGAUGUACCAGCUGGGACAUCUUUCGGACCCUGUGUUCUUCACAAUACAUUUUACGAUACCAUAGCCUUCAUUGCAUUGAAAUCAUGUGACAAAAGGAAUAAAUCGUAUAUAUUUAGGGUAGAUCCUGAUGCGAUGAAAAGCUCCCCAUUGGUGGUUCCUUGGCUACGGUUAGUGCAGGCUGCAAUGAGCGGUGAAGACCAGAAUACCGAGGCCUACCUAAAGAAUGGAGAACUGCACUUUCGGACUAUUCAAGAUGUGAAAGAGGGAGAUGAACUUCUUGUUUGGUACGACGAGGAGUUGUCUCAUCUUUUGGGAUUCGGAGACAUAAAGUUGAAGGCCUUGGCAGACGGCUUCACGUGCACGAGAUGCGCACAGGCUUUCAAGAACGAAAACCCAUUCCUUGCGCACUGUCGUUUCUUAUGCCCGCAAGAAAGACCGAAUAUAAUCCGACCUAACAACGAUCACAAACAAACUGAAGUCAAGCGGCAGCGCAAAGUUACAGAUUUUCACAACAUCGCGAGAGAUCUGGAGGACAAAAUAAACGACUCUUCUGAAGAUGUGGCCAUGACUCGAAAAAGAAAAUGCGAGGCUCCUUUAAGCCCUCCAAGUAAAAAAACGGUUUUACUGGAGAAAACCAACAUCAGUAAUCACAUUAACACCACUAACGCCAACAAAGAAUAUCCACCUUUCAAGGAUUUGUCGGAAUCUGCCAUCAAACUCACUUCAGACAACGUAUCCACAAAUAAGAUCACUAAAAACAGUGCAUUUAUUGAGGUUAACAAAACACCAACAAUGUCAAGCACAGAAGAGACAGCACGGGAUGUAAUGACAAAACAUCUAAAUGCAAGUCUACAGUCCGACUGCAGCGCGUUCUCAUUCGUUUUGCCCAAGAGAGCGCACGCGCAACAGAAGGGCGCAUUCUGUGAACCCGUCAAACGCUCGGUCACCGAAGUUCAAAAUCAUUCACCUCUUCAACUAUGCUCUCCACAGAAUUCGGAUAACUUAACAGACACUUAUAAAUCAAAACAUGCUCUAGGAUACAGAAAUGUAUUGGCCUCGCACCGGUUUCAUGGAGACUUGCCAGGCCACGCAGGUGGAGUGAUGCCCACUUCUUUAGCUACAAGAGGUUCUUUUUAUUACGCUCCCGAGCACUGGACUAGAGCUGUAGGUGGACAGCUGCAGUCCGCUUCUUCUUUAACACUUCUUCCAGCUACUUUUACUCCGCUGGGUGUUUCAGUUCAGAACUGGUGCGCAAAAUGCAACCUUUCAUUUCGGAUGACCUCCGACUUAGUGUUUCACAUGCGCUCACAUCAUAAAAAAGAGUUCGCCGCAGAGACACAGGUGAGGCGGAGGAGAGAGGAGAAACUUACCUGCCCCAUCUGCAAUGAGUACUUUAGAGAGCGUCAUCAUCUCUCACGUCACAUGACCUCUCAUAACUGAGAAACUACCGCACUUUAUUUGAGACCGAUGUUUCGAGAUGCCAUGCCAUAUACGAGUGUUUGCCCAGCAGACUUUUGUUGUUUCACAGACAUGAAUCAGGUCACUUUUAAAAUAGUUAUAUACAGAAAAAAUGGUUGCUGCCUUAUAUUUUUAAGUUGAUUAAACUGUUUAUUUCAGCCUAUAAAAAGUACUUAAAAUGAGUUAAUGCAAAAAUACUUGUUGUCACGAGUUAUUGAUCAUAUCAUUUGUUUACAGUGUAGAAAUGAUUAGAAAUAGGAUUUGCAUAAGAUUUGUCCAGUAUGUGUGACAUAAAACGUAUCCACUCUGAUGGUCGAUUGUUGUUCGAGUACAAUACUUUUCAGAUUAAGUUACUUAAAAAUGAAUUUGAUAUGACUGAAAACUGUUGAUUGAAAAAAAUAGGUUUUCCACAUUUUUCCGUUUGGUAAGAACUUUAGUAGGCCUGAUUGUCUUUCCUUCAAUUUAUUGCUUUUUUGAUCUAUGUAGUGCAAAUGUGGGUUAACUUAUCUCGCCACUGGGUGGCUAUAGAGAUUCAUCAUUUUCAUCUUAUAUAGUUUUGACGAUACUGUUCAAUUGCCCUGGGAAUUUUCUACGUAACAGUGCCUUACAUAUGUCAGGAUAAGUACAUGUAAAUGUUGCUGAUGAAGGUUGAUAUUAUAAAAGUAUUUUUCAAGGUUUGCUAACAGCUGACUGCAAAAUAAUAGUUGUUACAUUGCUUUGUAUAGAGAUUUAUAUUUGAAAAAGCCAACAAUUCCCCCCACAAUGUCAAAUCUUUAUGUUACAGUGUUGUUUUGUUCCCAGAUAUCUUCUACUGCUUUUACUACUGCUGUUGCAUUUCUAUCAGCACAAUGACAUGAAGGAUGUAUUUAUUAAAAUAUUGUACAAAUGACUUUUCAUUAAAUAUUUUGACCAUAAUCCUCA